GUUCCUGAAAACAAAGCCAUGUGGUGUCCAAAGGGUGAGUUUAUCUUGUCAUAUAAAGUACAGGAGGAUAUGGAAAUAUUUACUGAUUGGAUCUUGGGAGUUUGAGGGAUAGGUGCUUGUUUUAUUGUUGUUUGUCUGUUUAACCCAUUAACUCCCAAGAUCUCCUCAGUAAUUCUUCUAACUGUCUGCCAUUCAGUUCUUGUGAGGUUAGUUUGGAGAAUUUGGUAUUGGAUCAACUUAUAAUCCCUAAUUGAUAUUUUUCUUUAUUCUCAUCACUUGUCUGCUUGAUAUUGUACUGAUACUGUAAGGAGAAAUUCUGUCUUGGUCACUUAUGGGAGUAAAAGGGUUAAGGGAAAAGGAAAUAAAAGUUAAAAAUAGUAACUUUGUUUAUGACUUGAUUUUGAUAAAGAAAUUUAUGCAAAUCAACACGUACAUUUUGUUGGCAUUAUAUUUGCAUUGGGUUAACCAAGGCAAACAACAAAAUUUUAUAAGAGGACUUUUCAUAUGUUUAUCCGAGGAUAAGAGCAAAAAGUUUACUUAAUUCUGCCUUUGAAAUCAUUUAAUCUCUUUUUACUCUCCCUAACUAGGUGUUGAAAUAACUGGUGAAAUCAAGCCAGAAUACAGUGAAAUUCUAUCACAUGAAGCCCUGGAGUUUCUUGCUGAUUUGCAUCGCAGUUUUAACUACCAGAGGAAAAAGCUGCUUAGAAAACGACAGGAAAUCCAAGCAGAAAUAAACAGUGGGAAGCAAAUUAAAUAUCCUGAAGCUCACCAUGAGAAGGAUUGGAAAGUGGCACCUGUCCCACAUGAUCUGCAGAUGCGACAUGUGGAGAUCACAGGACCAACAGACUGUAAGAUGGUAAUUAAUGCCCUGAACAGUGGGGCAGACAUGUACAUGGCUGAUUUUGAAGACUCGCUGACUCCCUCCUGGAAAAAUAUUGUUGAAGGACAAAUAAACCUCUUAAAUGCAAACAGGGGGACCAUUAAUUUCAUCAAUGCAGAUGGUAGGUUUGAAUACAUAUUUACUUACCCCCUAGAGUGACUGGCUUCCUAUUUUUUCUUAUGGUAUUAACCUUAAAUCAAAAGGUCAUGAGAAAAUUGGAAAUGAUCACCACAAUGCACUUAAAUCAUUUUUACAAUCAUUUUUGCUGCUUCAACUAACAGAUGCUUUUAUUACCAUUAUCAAACUAUUAGGAUCAGAGCGGCGUUUGAAGGACAAAACAGCCUGCUUGUUGGUUCGUACCCGUGGCUUGCACCUAGAUGAGAAACACAUCCUUUGUGAUGGAGAACCCAUGAGUGGUGCACUGGUAGAUUUUGGACUUUACUUUUUUCACAAUGUCCACAUAAGGCUUGCCAAUGGCUCUGCUCCAUACUAUUAUCUUCCUAAAAUGGAGACUCAUUUGGAAACAAGGCUUUGGAAUGAUGUGUUUAAAUCUGCUCAGGAUUACAUGAAAGUUCCUCAAGGUUAGACCUGGAAGCUAACUCUCCUAAUUGUAGACAACACUUUUCUUUGUUGAAUUGUGCGGAGAGUUUGGUUAUGAUCAGCAAGACAGAGAAAUACCAAUCAAGAAUUAAUCAGCCAAGGAGGAUCAAAGGUCUUGAAAGAUAGGGAAGAUUAUUUACAAAUUGCUACUAAUGUAAUGGGGAAAUUUUUUUCAAAGAUUUUAGUAAUGUACAAACUGCAAUGUAACUGCUGUCAUUUUUCAGUGAUAGAGUUUGUGUCACAGACAACUAACUGAAUCUGUGAUAUUCUUUCCUGUUCACCAGGAACCAUACGAGCAACUGUUAUGUUAGAGACUCUGUUAGCAGGAGUGAACAUGGAAGAAAUGCUUUAUGAGAUAAGAGAGCACUGCUGUGCCAUGAAUGCUGGAAGGUGGGACUACAUUUUUUCAGCAAUUAAAAGAUUCUCCAGAAAACCUGAUUGUGUACUACCAGAUCGUAAGCAGGUAAAACAUACAAAAAAUCAAACUUGCAUUGUAUAUAGUAGAUAUGACGGAAUAUAUGUUUUGCAAGGGUUUUUAUUUUUUAAGAAAGUAGUAGAUAAGUGUUACUUCAAUUGAUUAUGUAGACAUGCUCAGUUGGGAGUAGAUUUCAGGUCAUGAUGAUUUUAUUCUAGAUUUAUUUGCAUUCUUCCCUGUUUGAGUUACAUCUAUCAGAAUUAGUCAUUGUUUUAAACUAUGAUAUUUACAUCUUGUUAAACUUUCUGUUAGUGUUGAUGUCCUCAUGGUCAAACACCCCCACGCCCCACCCCCAAAAAAGUCAAUUACACCUGCAUCUUUCUUGCAACAAGUAUUAGAGGUUCACCAGAAUUGCAAUCUAGAUAAUUUCUUUAAGAGCAUUGCACAAAGUUCUUACAAGAGGUAAUUAGCCCUUUCAUUCAAGAUCUCAUCAUUACUUCUCCUUGCUGUCUGGGGUACAAUUCUUAUGAUGUUAGUUCAGAUAUUGGUAUUGGAUCAACUGAUAAUCCCCAAGUGAUAUUUUUCGUUAUUCUCAUCACUUGUCUGGUUAAUGUUGCAUUGAUAUUGUAAGGAGAUAUUUUGUCUUGGUCAUUCAGGAGAGUUGAAGGGUAAAUAGCUUGACAUGAUAAUGUAAGUCUAGCAAGUAGAUACACAAUUGUUUUUGAUUUGCAGAUAUCAAUGACAGUACCAUUCAUGCAAGCAUACACAGAGCGCCUUGUUCAGGUGUGUCAUCAGCGUGGAGCUCACGCCAUGGGUGGAAUGGCAGCUUUUAUUCCAAGUAGAAGAGAUGAAAAUGUCAAUAAGAUGGCAUUUGAAAAGGUCCGUCAGGAUAAGGAACGAGAAGUGGCUGAUGGAUUUGAUGGCACCUGGGUUGCACAUCCUGACCUUGUGCCUUUUGCAAAGGGGAUCUUUAUGAAGGUGGGAAUUGAUUUGAAGUUUCGUUUUAUAGCUGGAAAAUUUGAAAUCUCCUAAGUUUAAGUGAGAACUAUUUAUUUACCUGCAAGCUUUCUGUAAGAGGGAACUGGUCAUCGAGAUGGUUCAAUCACACCAGAGCAUAUUGAUUCAAAAGGUGACACUUGACCCAUUAACCUCAUUGCUUAAAGAGGACUAUCAUUAUGCACUUGAAACAUCAUCAUCCACAUCAGAACCAAAAGCAUCAUCAGACAAACAAUACAUAGGACUUAAUUAGUGAAGCUUUUUUUGAGCUAGUCGACAAGAUUAUUUCCCAGAGAUGUAUCAAGUCUUAAAAGUUGGCAAAAGAGUAGUGAUCAUCUAAAAAACUUUGAGCUCUGCUCAGGCUGUAAAAAGUGUUCACAAUAUUUUAUUUUGAAUUUCCUUUCAAAAAUAUAAUCUCCAGCAUUAAAUACUUCCAUGCCUAGGUAGUUUGUCCAUUCUUUGACACUCAACUUUAUAGCACAUUUUUUUUUUGUUUGUAGGGCUUGCAUGGUGCCUCCCAUCAAAAACAUCGCCUUCGAGAGGAAGUAAAUGUCAAGGUUGAAGAGAUCUUGUCAGUUUCUGUGCCAGGAGGAAAGAUCACUGAGGAAGGAGUGCGAGUUAAUAUCGGUGUUGCUCUUCAGUAUCUGAGCAGCUGGCUGUCGGUAAUGUUUCUUGUUUCUUUUUUUUUGGAUUCUUUGACAGUCCCAUAUCCUUUAUAUACUUCUUAUAUACAAAUUUACUGGUAUCUUUAUUGAUCUAUAAUUUUCACUUUUCGCAUUUAAAAAGAACGAUUUGAACAACUCUUGAGAUGAAUUAGCACUGACAUGAAAGAAACCGUAACCCUUUUAACCCCUUAAAGUGACUGUCAUCUAAUUUCUCCUAACAAUAUCACCCCUGAUUCAAACAUAAAGGUCACAAGAAUAUGUAUUCUAAACAGUCACCUUUUAUGUAGGACUGUUAUACUUGUUCAAAUUAAGUGUUAUCCAGAAAGUCUUGUUGUUAGUAGGGCUCAUUUCUAUCUUUCCUUUAACAGGGAAUUGGAGCUGUUGCCAUACACAAUUUGAUGGAAGAUGCAGCCACUGCAGAAAUUUCACGAGCACAACUAUGGCAAUGGUUGCGUCAUGGUGUGCGACUUGAGGAUGGACGUCCCUUCACCCCAGAGUUUUACAAAACUUUGCACAAAGAAGAGCUUGAGAAGCUUGGAGGUCCAUCCAAAAGCCGUUUGGCACAGGCAUCUCACCUUUUGGAUAAGUUGGUACUCUCUGAAGAGUUUGAAGAGUUUUUGACAUUGCCAGCAUAUGAACUUCUUGACAACCCCUCAGCCAAGCUGUAGAUUUUCAGUUAUCAAGCUUUAUCCUACAGCAUGAAUGUUAUUAAUUGCUGUAUUGGGUUUAACAUGGUGUAUAGUUGUCCAGAAAUUCACCAAUGUCGCUAACAACCAUUGUCUGUGCAACAAGUUUGCAUUUAUUUAAGAUGAACUCUUGUAAGUGAUAAUUUUGUGGUUUUUGAUGGACAAAAUGUUGUUACCAUGAGAAGUCUGUUGUUCUAGAAACUUGAGGCUGGUAAAGGUAUUGGUUUUUGACUAAAAAUUUGGAUGUAAUAAUCAAGUUCAAAGACGAUGUAGUGAUAGUUUACCAAUUAAAAAAAAGACUUUGCUUGGAAACCAUUUUCAUUUUUUAACACACUUUUCCCUUCACCCUCCCUUUCUCACUGUAAGAUGUAACACCUACAACCAUUAUGGACACCUUUCAAAGAUCUUUGGAACACAUAAGAUGCCUGUAACUCCUUAACCAAAAGAUGACAAAAUUUUGCACUGUCACAUACAGACAACUUGCUUGUAGUACAAACUCAAACUUACACAAUGCAACUAAGAGAAAAGUGUAUAAAAUAUCAUAGAAAUUUAUUACAGAAGUUUCUUAAAUAUUUGUGGCAAAUACAAAUAAGUCAGUACUGAAAUGUCAACAAUCCAUAAAUGUUAUUUACAGGAUUCAGUUUUUAUGACCUCUAUCUCAACUUUACUUUUCUUACACUCUCUCCUUACACUCAUCUCCUUAAUUAAAAUCCUAACUUUUUUACAAAUUAUUUUACAUAUAAGGACAUCAUUAUUAUCUACCCAUCUUCUAAUCUGGGGAACAUCUUAAUUGGAAAGUUACAUGAGGAUUUAUUGAGCAACAUUCAAUAUAUAAAUUGAUCAUGUAUUUGCAAAAGGAUGAGUCAUUACAGCAUUGAUGUUACUGAAUAAACCAUUGCAGUUAUUUCAAACAAAACUGUACUGGUGACCAGUAUUUUAAGGUUUCAAGAAUACCCUUCUUUGGUAUUACACUGUUU
Molecule: messenger RNA, 5219 nt
Organism: Pocillopora meandrina
Lineage: Eukaryota; Metazoa; Cnidaria; Anthozoa; Scleractinia; Pocilloporidae
Source: the annotation of a GenBank genome assembly